AUGUACGCGCACUUGAUCCGGGGUAGCGACGUCAAGGUGAUCAUGGGGGGGGGGAGAAAAGUCCAAGAUGUUCGUCGUUUUACCCCGCAAGACACAUGCCAUGAGAUUGUCCCUUUCACCGUGAACCCCUGGGGAGACGUACGACCCAUGAUGGAGGGCAUGCAUGGAAACAACCAACGUGGCUCUCGUGGAUUUCCCUUUGCGGCCGAGGAAUGCGGAGAAUUGCACGAUGGAGCGGCCGUUGGGUCCCGCUGGGAUGCCGAAGCACUUUGGGAGAAAACAUCUCACCUCCGGUCCGUUAUUGGCUCGGCUACAGACGACUACUGCCUCCAUCGACCCAAGCGGUUUAGUGUCAGGACGGAGGCCGCAUUAGCGGGUUUCAAGAUGCACUGCAAUGGAAAUGGGUCAACAGAAAACCGAUCUCCGGGACGUGGUACAGAGACCUUUCUUCCCAUCCGUGUGAAUGUCGACUCGUGCUCAGAAAAGAGCGUCACGUUCCUUCUGGAGCGUCAUCGAGAUGUUGAAGUUCCGAUGAUGAUUGCAGACGUGGCGGAGUAUGCGCUCACUGUUGAACGAUUGGGACACCGAGGAGGUUUGGGCCCUCCAGGCUGA
This is a messenger RNA of Penicillium diatomitis, 612 nucleotides long. RefSeq lists its product as uncharacterized. The coding region runs from base 1 to 612 and encodes 203 amino acids. The transcript has a single exon. Lineage: Eukaryota; Fungi; Ascomycota; Eurotiomycetes; Eurotiales; Aspergillaceae. The record is from RefSeq and is a predicted model, not a curated record.